CACGGACACGGCGACGGCUCCUUUAAGAAAAACUAAGUCAGAAAAUAUCACCCCUCCUUCUUCAGAUCUCACUUGGCUGGUAUUGCAUCAAAGAAACCUUCAGUAGAGUUGCAAGUGAUCGAGGAGACGAUGGGGACUGUUUUUGAACAUCUCUACAUGAAUAUCUAAGUAAGGGAAGCGCGCAACGAGUCAUCUUUAAUUAAGCCCUUUUGACAACCUCGAUAUUGAUUGACAGCUGGGUUGAGGAGUGAGACGACUGUUUCCUAAGAGGAGCAUUUUACGCCAGUCUUCGGUCGUGCAGACCGUAGUAGUGUUGCCUGUGGACGUUGUCCUGGAGAAAGCGAAGGCACGACUACUGUGUGUUAUUGUCUGUAGGACUUAUGCUGACGAUCUGGCAACCAUUCUCUCUGGAGAGAAGCAAACGGGAUUCUUAAUCUUGCAUUUGGAGUUUGGUGUUUAUUUUUCCUCAGCCCUGGCCUCGUAGGAGACAUUUGGAGACCGAGGGAAUCGGAUAGAGUGACAGGCCGAUGGCGCAACGGUAUGAAGACCUUCCCCAUUAUGGAAUGGACGGAGUAGGGAUUCCUUCCACGAUGUACGGGGACCCUCACGCGGCACGGUCCAUGCAGGCGGUUCACUUGAACCACGGGCCUCAGUUCCAUUCCCACCAGUACCCGCACACCACACACGCCAACGCCAUACCGCCCAGUAUGGGCUCCUCCGUCAACGACGCUAUAAAAAGAGACAAAGAUGCCAUUUACGGGCACCCCCUUUUCCCACUUCUAGCACUGAUUUUUGAGAAAUGUGAAUUAGCAACUUGCACGCCGAGAGAAACUGGGGUCGCUGGAGGCGAUGUAUGUUCCUCGGAGUCUUUCAAUGAGGAUAUAGCAGUCUUUUCAAAACAGAUUCGAUCGGAGAAGCCUUUAUUUUCGUCAAAUCCAGAAUUGGAUAAUUUGAUGAUACAGGCAAUUCAAGUUUUACGGUUUCAUCUGCUUGAACUUGAGAAGGUUCACGAGCUAUGCGACAAUUUCUGUCAUCGAUACAUCAGCUGCUUGAAAGGAAAAAUGCCCAUUGAUUUGGUCAUAGAUGACAGAGAUGGAAAUAAAUCAGACACUGAAGAUUUUACUAGAUCAUCUGGAAAUCUUGAUCAGAUCUCGUGGAGCAGAGACCACGAUGACGCGGCUUCUAUACGGUCCACGGGGACACCGGGGCCCUCCAGCGGGGGCCACACGUCACACAGCGGAGACAACAGCAGCGAGCAAGGUGACUGUCUGGACAACGGGGUGGCUUCUCCCAGCACGGGGGACGACGAUGACCCCGACAAGGACAAGCGGCACAACAAGAAGCGGGGGAUCUUCCCUAAAGUGGCCACCAACAUCAUGAGGGCGUGGCUCUUCCAGCACUUGACGCAUCCUUAUCCUUCGGAAGAGCAGAAGAAACAACUGGCGCAAGACACCGGGUUAACUAUUCUCCAAGUCAACAACUGGUUCAUCAACGCGAGACGGAGGAUAGUUCAGCCAAUGAUUGACCAGUCCAACAGAGCAGGCAACCAAGGAGGGCCAUACACCCCAGAUGGUCAACCAAUGGGGGGCUUCGUCAUGGACGGCCAGACACACAUGGGAAUCAGACCACCUGGCCCCAUGGGUGGUAUGGGCAUGGGGAUGGGGGUGGAGGGACAGUGGCAUUACAUGUGACCCUUCAUGGGAGAACCUGGUGUACGGCAGAGGGGGACGCACUAACGAGCAAGAUCUAACCUGGGGAUGGUAUGUCACCGGGGUGGCACGACGGGCAUGGACAAGGGCAUCACUCUGACCUCAACAGGUGCCCAUCCUCCUGGCCUGUGCCACUUUCACCUCUCCCCUCCAACCUGCCCGGGACUGGACCUCUUGGCGCAACCUCCCCCUGCAGGGGGUUUGAAACCUCCAACCUCCCCACCUACCCUACCCCCGAGAAUCUACUGUUGGUACUGUCCAACUAUGACCUGGAGACCUCAGAAACCACAUGCCUUCCUGGGACUGACUCUACAAGGCUCAACUUGUGACUACAACUGCAGGAUGCCCAGAAGACAUUUUUAACUUCACCAAAACAGUACCUCGUGCUUUUUCUCUCCUCCUCUGCUGCAUGCAAAUGAGGAGGGGUGGUGGUGGAGGACUUCUUCUAGCAAACAGACUUUAAGCAAGAAGAAAUCAGAUGUCUAUCACCUGGGGAUGUAUCUCAACACAGGCACCCUGGAAGCUAUGUGAAAGAACUGAAAUGGUCCCACUAGUGAAUGGAAAAUUGGCAAUAAGGUCACGAAUCGAGUGCUGUUUACUGUUGUACGAUGAACUCUCUGCAGGCGAGAGAUUAACAUUAACACAACUCAUUGCAAGUGCUCCGGUAUUGCUUUUGCAUACUACGCCGUUUUUUUCUCAAAGGAUUUGAUUUGUCUUAUCUUUCACACUAUGUGUGUGUCUUUUUUUCUCUCCUACACACCCCUUUGCGUUUGAAAAUAAAAAGAAAUAAGUGAAAUGACUAGUUAUUUAUUUUUGGGGCACUAUAAACAAUUAAGAUGGGAACCAGCUGCUACGGGUGACAACAAAAAAACAUGCUUCUUAAAUAAGUGGUUUAAAGCUGCCGCUAUAGCCCGGUUUCUUACAGACAGACUUACAAUUGUAGAAACUGGGGAUUCAAUCAGUGCUUUUAUUAGUCCUCAUCAGGCCAAGCCCAGUAGUUACUCAUCAAUUUUGUCUCUGUGGUGGAAAAAGGUUUGCGAGGACCUAGUGGUGGUGGGGGUGAAGCAAGAGACGCUAUCUCUCAUUCCUCUUUGGUUUCUCAGCUGUUGGUCGAGGUGUGGUUGAGAGAAACAGUGUCAGGGGCCAAAAGGUUGGUCUGUCAGAGGUUGUCACGUCUAAUACACACCGAUGAAGGACCAGGUGGGCUUGGGGGCCCCCUAAAUGACCCUUACAUUUUUGGGGACCCUAAACAUGAUGCUGUUCAUGUACGUUGUGGUUAAGUAUUGAAAUCCCUGAUGGUGUAUGUUAUUGAGGGAUCUGAACACUCAGGUUAAAACCAAAAUAAUGAUACGUUUUUGAUACAAUUUCGAAGUAUUUUGUGGUGACUGAAACGUUUUAGAAGAAUUAAGUACUGCUAUGUCUUUCCAGUUAGUCGAGAAAGAGCUGUGGUUUUGAGUAGGCAUAGUUGUGGUGUUAUGUGUGGAACACUUGCAUUGUUCCAAAUAAAAAUAUGCAUUGCUGUAUAUCAUGUGAAA
This is a messenger RNA of Osmerus eperlanus (European smelt), 3244 nucleotides long. It is a transcript of the gene meis1a, whose product is annotated as Meis homeobox 1 a. The coding region runs from base 528 to 1691 and encodes 387 amino acids. The transcript has 13 exons. Lineage: Eukaryota; Metazoa; Chordata; Actinopteri; Osmeriformes; Osmeridae. Gene Ontology annotation, biological process: eye development; hemopoiesis; positive regulation of cell population proliferation. The record is from RefSeq and is a predicted model, not a curated record. Gene Ontology annotation, molecular function: RNA polymerase II cis-regulatory region sequence-specific DNA binding; DNA-binding transcription activator activity, RNA polymerase II-specific.